AUGUCGGAAUAUCAUAUACAAAAUAUCUUCCAAGAAGGUGAUCUGAAAUACAAGUUUGAAAGAUGUGAAGUCUCCCAGUUCAAGAAAUCAGAAGAUGACCAUGACAGAUUGACAUCAGAGACCAGUGUGGUUGUGAUCCUCACCCUUUAUUUUACCCAGAUGGUAACAGUUGAGAAAAUAAAACAUGAGCUGGUUUUGGGUGUCAUUGCAAAUAACCCUAAUCCUACCAAGGCUUUGAAAAUUGAUGUGAACAGCAUACAAAUCACAGUAGCUGCAGAAAAUCCUACUACAACAACGCCUUUAACCUCAUCAGGUCACAGGGAGGGAGCAAGGGGUAGAAUUCUAACCUUGGGUUGUGUUUGUCCAGGUUCAGGACAGCUCACCACAAGCAAGCCCUCAACAACAGUGGCUGAGUGUUUGCCACCUGCUGAACUCUGUGCUGAUGGUGCAACCUGCAUCAGUGAAGAAUUCUUUUGUGAUGGAGUCUUGAACUGCCCAGAUGGUUCAGAUGAAUCUGAAAAGAGAUGUGCUGCAGUUUGUGAUGGAAAAUUCAUGUUGACUGGCUCCUCUGGGUUUUUUCACUCUAUGAAUUAUCCAAAGCCAUAUAAUGAGAACAUUGUUUGCCAAUGGAUAAUAGUAGUGCCUCAAGGGUUGUCCAUUAAACUGAACUUCACUUCUUUUGAAACACAACCAUAUGCAGACGAGCUGAGUAUUUUUGAAGGAUUAGGACAAAACAAGGUUUUAAGAGCUUCUCUGUCAGGGACCAAUCUUGAAACAAUUUACAUUUUUUCUCAUGAGGCUACAGCACAGUUUAUGUCCGAUUAUUCAGAGAAUUACAAUGGCUUUAAUGCAACAUACACUGCAUUUAAUGCGAGUGAACUAAACAAUUAUGAGAAAAUCAAUUGCACUUUUGAAGACGGCUUUUGUUUCUGGAUACAAGAUUUAGAUGAUGAUUCAGACUGGGAAAGAGUUCAGGGUCCUACCUUUCCCUUCAUGAGUGGUCCUGAAUUUGAUCAUACAUUUGGCAACUUUUCAGGAUUUUAUAUUUCAACACCCAUUGGACUUGGAUUCGUAGAAGAGCGAGUCCGGAUUCUGAGUUUGCCUUUGGUCCCUUCAGAUAUGUAUUGUCUAAGCUUCUGGUAUUUCAUGUAUGGGGAUAAUGUUUACCGUUUAAGAGUUAGCAUCAGUGAUGAGCAUGGUCAGGAAAAGAUUGUUUUUGAGAAAGAAGGAAACUAUGGAAACAACUGGAAUUAUGGACAAGUAACUUUAAAUGAAACAUCUGAUUUUAAGGUUAUUUUUGAUGCCUUUAAAAGGCGUGGUCCCAGUGACAUUGCUGUGGAUGACACUGGCCUGACGAAGGGAAAGUGCAAUGAAGACAAUUAUGUAGAGCCAACUGUGAGGCCAACUCCUGCCACCACCCCAUUAAUUCCCACUGACUGUGGAGGGCCGGUUGAACUCUGGGAGCCAAACAGUACAUUCAGCUCUGCAAACUUUCCAAACAAUUACCCUAAUUUAGCUUCUUGUGUGUGGUACUUGAAUGCUGAAAAUGGAAAAAACAUCCAACUUCAUUUUCAGGUUUUUGAUCUGGAAAAUAUUUAUGAUGUUGUUGAAAUCAGAGAUGGCAGAGGACCAGAUUCCUUACUUUUGGCUGUCUACACAGAGAAAGGCCCACUGCCAGAUGUCUUCUCUACCACCAACCAGAUGACAGUGAUCCUCCGGACGGACAAGUCUGCAACUAGGAAGGGAUUUCUUGCAAACUUCACCUCUGGCUACCAUCUCAGGCCUUGCACAGCUGAUAAGCAUCAGUGUGGUAGUGGGAAGUGCAUCCCAUUGCACAACCUGUGUGACAACAUACCUCAGUGUGAAGAUGGCUCUGACGAAGCAAAAUGCAUGAGAUUACUCAGUGGCUCUCUGAGCUCCGAAGGGCUGGUACAGGCCAGGGUUGGGAGGACGUGGCACCUGGCAUGUGCAGAUGAUUGGAGUGGAGAGAUUGCAGACAGUGUUUGCCAGCUGCUGGGGUUGGGGGAUGCAAAUAUGUCAUCAGCUGUAUUAUUCACUGGAAAUGGCCCAUUUGUCACCAUCACCAAAGGAGGUAACCACCACCUAAUUUUUACAAAAAGAGAACACUGUUGGAACAACCUGGUGGUUCAUCUGCAGUGUAACAUUCAGUCUUGUGGGAAACACCUGGUAACUGAGAAGAAUGGAACAAGAAUUGUAGGUGGAAAUGAUGCCAGAAGAGAGGCUUGGCCCUGGAUAGUUUCACUCCAUUUUAAUUUCCAACCCGUUUGUGGAGCUUCCCUUGUCAGUGACGAGUGGCUGGUGACAGCAGCACAUUGUGUCUAUGGGAGACAGCUGAAGCCAUCCCGCUGGCGGGCGGCUCUCGGCUUGUACAGCCAGGCAGACCUGGCACAGCCUCCAACAGUGGUCCAAAACAUCGACAGGAUAAUUAUAAACCCUCAUUACAUGAGGGAAACAAAAGACAGUGAUAUUGCUCUGAUGCACCUUCAACACAAAGUGCAGUACACAGAUUACAUACAACCUAUCUGCCUACCAGAAAAAGAUCAACAGUUUUCACCAGGAAUUAACUGCUCCAUUGCUGGUUGGGGUAGUAUUAGGAAUGAAGGUCCCUCUUCAGAUAUAUUGCAAGAAGCAGAGGUCCCUCUCCUUUCCAAUGAAAAAUGCCAGCAAUGGAUGCCAAAGUACAAUAUUACUGAGAAUAUGCUCUGUGCAGGCUAUGACAUGGGAAGAAUAGAUUCCUGCCAGGGGGAUUCAGGUGGCCCUCUGACAUUUGAAGAUGGGGACAAGUGGUUUUUGGUUGGUGUGACAUCAUUUGGAGAAAAGUGUGCACUGCCCCAGCGACCAGGAGUGUAUGCUCGAGUCACCAUGUUUGUGGACUGGAUCAAAACCAUCAUCUAUUAGCUUGAUAUUUUUUAUUAUAGCAAUGGAGUUCAGAUGUAA
This is a messenger RNA of Serinus canaria (Common canary), 2958 nucleotides long. RefSeq names its product transmembrane serine protease 15 (gene TMPRSS15). Gene Ontology annotation, biological process: acrosome reaction; proteolysis. The record is from RefSeq and is a predicted model, not a curated record. The transcript is spliced from 26 exons. Gene Ontology annotation, molecular function: serine-type endopeptidase activity; protein binding. Gene Ontology annotation, cellular component: membrane. Lineage: Eukaryota; Metazoa; Chordata; Aves; Passeriformes; Fringillidae.